AUGUACGAUACCCCACUGAAGGAACCUAUCACAGUGGGACAACCAUUGGACAACCAUGAAAAAGUGAUUAACCCACUGAAGAACCUAUCACAGUGGGACAACCAUGAACAACCAUAUAACGUGAUUAACCCACUGAAGGAACCUACUACAGUGGAACAACGUGUAAACAUGAUUAACCCCACGAAGAAACCUAUUACAGUGGGACAACCAUGUAACGUGAUUAACCCCACUGAUGAACCUAUCACAUGGGACAACCAUGUACACGUGAUUAACCCACUGAAGGAACCUAUCACAGUGGGACAACCAUUGGGACAACCAUGUAACGUGAUUAACCCCCUGAAGGAACUUAUCACAGUGGGAAACCAUUGGGACAACCAUGUCAACGUUAUUAACCCCACUGAAGGAACCUAUCACAGGAAACCAUGUAAAGUGAUUAACCCCAUGAAGGAACCUAUCACGUGGACAACCAUGGGGACACCAUGUAAACUGAUUAACCCCACUGAAGGAACCUAUCACAGUGAGAAAAACCAUGUCAAUGUGAUUAACCCCACUGAAAAAACCCUAUCACAGUGGGAUAACUAUGUAAAGGUUAUUAACCCACUGAAGGACCUAUCACAUUUGGGAAAACCGU
Penaeus monodon (black tiger shrimp) is the source of this 631-nucleotide messenger RNA. RefSeq lists its product as uncharacterized. The annotation marks the transcript as partial. Lineage: Eukaryota; Metazoa; Arthropoda; Malacostraca; Decapoda; Penaeidae. The transcript is spliced from 8 exons. The record is from RefSeq and is a predicted model, not a curated record.